Colias croceus (clouded yellow) is the source of this 2124-nucleotide messenger RNA. It is a transcript of the gene AP-2mu, whose product is annotated as AP-2 complex subunit mu. Bases 157 to 1479 code for a protein of 440 amino acids. Lineage: Eukaryota; Metazoa; Arthropoda; Insecta; Lepidoptera; Pieridae. Gene Ontology annotation, biological process: clathrin-dependent endocytosis; intracellular protein transport. Gene Ontology annotation, cellular component: AP-2 adaptor complex; cytoplasmic vesicle. The transcript is spliced from 11 exons. Gene Ontology annotation, molecular function: clathrin-cargo adaptor activity. The record is from RefSeq and is a predicted model, not a curated record.
CUGAAUUUUUUAUUGACGUUUCAUUUUGGGGGCGGAAUCAUAUUCGGAUAUUCCUCAUCAAUUCUUCGUAAAAAUACAAGAAUUGCAAAAAAUGAUAGUUACAAUUUUCGCACUCUGAUGUCUACAUAAUAAGGAACAUAAAUACAAACCUUCAAGAUGAUUGGGGGCUUGUUCGUGUACAAUCAUAAGGGCGAGGUGUUGAUAUCGAGGGUCUACAGAGAUGAUAUAGGGCGGAAUGCGGUGGAUGCGUUCAGAGUGAACGUUAUUCAUGCUCGCCAGCAAGUUCGCUCACCGGUUACGAAUAUCGCUCGUACAUCCUUCUUUCACAUUAAAAGAGCGAACAUAUGGCUGGCAGCAGUCACAAAGCAAAAUGUGAACGCCGCUAUGGUAUUUGAGUUUCUGCUGAAGAUCAUUGACGUGAUGCAGUCGUACUUCGGCAAGAUCUCAGAGGAGAACAUUAAGAACAACUUUGUGCUUAUCUAUGAGCUUCUUGAUGAGAUCCUUGACUUUGGUUAUCCACAAAAUUCUGAUACUGGUGUGUUGAAGACAUUCAUCACUCAGCAAGGAAUAAAGUCUGCUUCCAAAGAGGAACAGGCUCAGAUCACCUCGCAGGUGACAGGACAAAUAGGAUGGCGUCGUGAAGGCAUCAAAUACAGGCGCAAUGAACUGUUCCUCGAUGUACUUGAAUAUGUCAACCUUUUGAUGUCACCUCAAGGUCAAGUACUAUCGGCCCACGUGGCCGGUAAGGUGGUGAUGAAGUCGUACCUCUCCGGCAUGCCUGAGUGCAAGUUUGGCAUCAACGACAAGAUUGUCAUGGAAGCCAAGGGGAAAGGGAACGGCGGUAUAUCUGGCAACACAGACAGCGAGGGAGCCCGUUCUGGCAAGCCGGUGGUCGUGAUCGAUGACUGCCAGUUCCACCAGUGUGUGAAACUGAGCAAGUUUGAGACGGAGCACUCUAUUUCGUUCAUACCGCCUGAUGGAGAGUUUGAGCUUAUGAGGUACCGAACAACCAAGGACAUUUCCCUCCCGUUCCGCGUGAUACCCCUGGUCCGUGAAGUGGGACGCACCAAGAUGGAGGUCAAAGUUGUUCUCAAGUCCAACUUCAAGCCGUCCCUGCUUGGGCAGAAGAUUGAGGUUAAGAUACCAACACCGUUGAACACUAGCGGAGUGCAGUUGAUCUGCUUGAAGGGGAAGGCGAAAUAUAAGGCAUCGGAGAACGCCAUUGUGUGGAAAAUUAAACGCAUGGCCGGCAUGAAGGAAACGCAACUGUCUGCGGAGAUAGAACUGCUUGAAACGGACACUAAGAAGAAGUGGACCCGACCACCCAUCUCCAUGGGCUUCGAGGUGCCUUUCGCACCUUCUGGAUUCAAGGUCCGCUACCUCAAGGUGUACGAGUCUAAGCUAAACUACUCGGACCACGAUGUGAUCAAAUGGGUGCGCUAUAUUGGAAGAUCUGGCCUUUACGAGACGAGAUGUUAAUGUUUUCUUCAUUACUGAAGCAAACGCCGUGGCAUUUUUUUUUGUAUAUAAAAGAAAUCAGUUUAUCCAUUCGAUGAGUUUAAUUUUCACAAUGUAUGCUGGAUCGUACAUCCUAAAAAUACAUUUAUUGUUUAAUCAAUUAUUAUAUUUUAUUAAAAAUAAUACAUUCGUAUACAAUAAUGUUGGGAAUCUCAAUUUUCUGGUUUUUUAUGAAAUUUUGUCAAAAAUAACUCGGAAUGUUUUUUCGUAGAUUUUGAAGCUUCAAAUAAAUAAUGUAUGUAUCCAAUGGUAGAUAAUAAUUUCGUGAUUUUAGACGAAAUUUCCAGUUGAUUUUAAGUGUUUUUAACUAAGUUUUAUUUUAAUUAUGUCAUUCCUUUAGAUAUUUUAACAAGGGUUUGUUGUAUUAACAUUUUUUCCGGUUUUAUAUUCAAUCUAUUUUUAAUGUGUACGUUUGUCUGUUGGACACCCUGUAACUGGUAUGUUUUUCUUGAAUUUUAGAUUGAAUAUAGAAAUCGAGUGUUAGAUUAAUUUUCUCGAUACAAUAGUGGUUAUAGGGCCGAUUUUUCAAUCCUUGGUUAAAAUUUAUCCGUCCAAUAAAGUAUUACACGAACAUAUUAAAAUGUCACCUGUAAACUGUCAAAUACG